AUGAGCUCCUUUGACGACCAUGGCUUCCCUGUCAUCCACCUCUCCGAUGAUGGCUGGUCCACUGAGAACGAAGCCACUGCCACCUGCUUCUGUGGAGCUGUGCAACUGAUUCUGCCACUUCAAAAGCCUGGUCUGAUCAAUCGCCAUGUCUGCCAUUGUAUCGACUGCCGCAAGAUUGGUUCCGCCUUCUAUCAGUCCAACAUUACUGUGGCAGACUCUCACCUCAAACAUGUACGGGGUGAAGACAACUUCACGACUUUCAGCGAGCUCAAAACAGUCCGUGCCGAUGCGUCCAUGGUAAACUACUUUUGCAAAACAUGUGGUACUCUGAUGUACCGUCGUGGAGCUCGUUUUCCUGAUAUGACGAUUCUUCGCACAGGCACUGUUGAUGAUCUCAGCCUAGCUGAGACCAAGCUGCGACCUCAGGUUGAACAGUUCAUUGAGAGGAGGGUUGCCUGGUCGGUACCGAUAGAAGGUGCGGCGCAGGUCGUGGGAAUGCACCAGCCGUCAGAUAUUGAGGGUAUUCCUUAG
Messenger RNA from Aureobasidium subglaciale EXF-2481, 531 nucleotides. RefSeq lists its product as uncharacterized. NCBI's taxonomy places the organism in Eukaryota, Fungi, Ascomycota, Dothideomycetes, Dothideales, Saccotheciaceae. The record is from RefSeq and is a predicted model, not a curated record. The transcript has 2 exons. Gene Ontology annotation, molecular function: carbon-sulfur lyase activity. The coding region runs from base 1 to 531 and encodes 176 amino acids.